Messenger RNA from Osmia bicornis bicornis, 1029 nucleotides. Its product is annotated as vicilin-like seed storage protein At2g18540. The record is from RefSeq and is a predicted model, not a curated record. Bases 1 to 1029 code for a protein of 342 amino acids. NCBI's taxonomy places the organism in Eukaryota, Metazoa, Arthropoda, Insecta, Hymenoptera, Megachilidae. The transcript has a single exon.
AUGGCGAACCUGGAAGAAAUAUGGAAAAGGAAGAGAGAUGAAGAAAAGGAGGAAGAAGUAGAGAAGGGGCAAGGGGGAGGGGGUAACAGGGAAACAGACAAAUGGAUGUUUAAAGAAAGCAUGCUGAUAGGGAGGUCACCGGAAAAGAAAAAGGAAAGAAAGGAAGAAGGGGGAGGGAUGGGAGAAGUAAAAGAGCUAAUAAGAGAAAUGAACAAAAACCUAGGAGGAAAAAUGGAGAGGAUGGACACAAAUAUGAAGCUGCUAGGGAAGGAUAUAAGAAGAGAGAUGGAGCAACUAAGAGAGGAAAUGAGAAGAAGAGAAGAGGAAUGGAUAGAGCAGAAAAGAGACCUGGAGGGGAAGAUGGAAAAGAUGAUGAAGAAAAUGGAGGAGAUAGAAAGAAGGGAAGGGGAGGACGAGAGAUGGAAAGAGAUAGAAGAAAGAAUGCUAAAGGCAACGCAAGAUGCAACAGGAAGUAGAAGAGAGGAGUCAAGAGGGGGAAAAAUAGAAGAGAAACUGAAGGAGAUAGAAAGAAAACUGGAGAGGAAGGAGAAAGAAGAGAGAAGGAAAAACAUAAUAAUUAAAGGAACAAAAACGAAAAGGGAGGAGAUGAAAGAAAAAGCAGAAGAGAUCUUAAAGGUCACGGGGGUAGAGGGCGCAAUAGAGGAGGUAAAAGCGGUGGGACCAGUAGAGAAGGGAAAGGAAUUAUACAUGAUGCAAGUAAAAGUAAAGACUGUCGAGCUGAAGAGGAAAAUAAUGGAGAACAAAAGGGCGCUAAAGGGAAGAGAAGAGAGAAUAGAAGAUGACCUAACCUGGGAGGAAAGGAGAACACAGUGGACAUUAAGAAGAAUCGCAAGAGGAGAAAGAGAGAAAGGAAAAAACGUAUGGGUAGACUCCAAGAAAAUAAGAAUAGAAGGGAAAUGGUGGAAAUGGGACGACGACAAGGGUGUACUAAUGGACGGGGAGGGGAACGAAUGGAAACCCACCCAGGAAGGGGAGCAGAAGAAGGGGGAAGAGGGGAAAGGGACAUAG